ACAAUUUUAUAGAUACCUAAUGUAAGACAAACACCUUGAAGCUGUAACCAGCUCUUUGUUUUGUAUGUGCUUCUCUGGUUCUCCUACACAGCCCUGGCUCUGUAAAUGGAAAACAAAGAAAGUGGUGAGGACCUUGCAGCACAACAUUGUUCCAGCUAGGCAGCAACAGGUGGCGUUAGUACUCGUACACAGGAGUGAUGGGGGCAGCAGGAGAGUUCUAUACACCGGCACAUUUGAACGUGCUGGAUUUCAGGCACUGUGAAGAAGGAGAGAUGCCCGAGAAACAGCCAAAGAGUUAAAGACAUGCCUCGUAAGUUCCUGAAGUUAACUCUGAGUGAGGCAGAUGAGGAGACACAACUGCUAGCAGAGAAAGUAUAUGCAUCAGCGCUAAAGGAAGAAGACAACAAGGAUGCCUUGUCAAUGUUCACCGUGCCAGAGGACUGCCCCAUUGGCCUCCAGCAAGCAAAGGAACAUGAACUGCUUAAGGAGCUGGCAGAGCAACAGUCAGAGGAGAGUACGAAGAGGAAGAAAAGCUUGAAGAUGAUUCGUUCCCAGUCAAUGUCCCUGCAGAGCUCAGUGAAUACAGACUGGACACGGUCAGUGGUAGUAACUCCAUUCCUAUCUCCCAGCUCCACCUGCUCAUCACUGCCAGAUAACUGCCCUGAUUACCAGAGAGUCACAAUUAGUGGUGAUUACUGUGCUGGAAUCACAGUGGAGGAUUAUGAACAGGCAGCCAGAAGUCUGUUCAAAGCUCUGCUUAUUCGUGAGAAAUACUCAAAGCUAGCCUAUCAUAGAUUCUGCAGAACCACAUCUCAGUUCCUCCGCAGUGCUGAGAACAGGAGAUGGAGCGAAGAAGAUGAAGUUCUUCCAGAUAUGUGCCCAUAUCCAACAGAGGGAGAAGAUCCCUACAGCAUAGAGAACAUCCCUGAGAAUCUGAACUAUGAACUGAAGAUGAAGGACGGGAUAGUGUAUGUGUACGACAAUGCUGCGGCUCUGAGAGAAAACCAACCCCACAACCUACCUUACCCAGACUUGGAGACCUUUGCCAUUGACCUCAGUCACGUUCUUGCAAUGAUUGCAGAUGGACCCACGAAGACCUACUGUCACAGGCGACUAAAUUUCUUGAGUUCAAAGUUCUACCUUCAUGAGAUGCUCAAUGAGAUGGCUGAGCUAAAGGAACUGAAACGUGUCCCUCACAGAGAUUUCUACAAUGUUAGAAAGGUGGACACUCAUAUUCAUGCAGCUGCCUGCAUGUCUCAGAAACACCUGCUGACCUUCAUCCAGGAAACAUAUAAGACCGAUUCUGGCCGCGUGGUGUUGGAAAAGGCUGGAGAAAAGAUGACCCUCCAGCAGGUUUUCCACAACCUCAAUAAGGACCCCUAUGACCUUACUGUGGACUCUCUGGAUGUACAUGCUGGGAGACACACCUUCCACCGGUUUGAUAAGUUUAAUUCGAAGUAUAACCCAGUAGGAGCCAGCGAACUUCGGGAAAUCUUCCUGAAAGCAGACAACCUCAUUAACGGAGAGUAUUUUGCUCGCAUCAUAAAGGAAGUGGCCCAUGACCUGGAAGAGAGUAAGUACCAGCAUGCAGAGCCACGCCUUUCUAUCUACGGACGCUCUCCAGACGAGUGGGACAGUCUGUCUAAGUGGUUCAUUCACCACAAAGUAAACUCUCCAAACAUGAGGUGGAUCAUUCAAGUGCCCAGAAUAUAUGAUAUUUUCAAGUUGAAGAAGCUGGUACCCAAUUUUGCCAAGAUGCUGGAGAACAUAUUUCUUCCUCUAUUUGAGGCUACUGUUAACCCACAGAAGCACAAAGAACUUCAUGUUUUCCUCAAAUAUGUGUCAGGCUUUGACAGCGUGGACGACGAGUCCAAACACAGUGAUCACAUGUUCUCCUUCAGGAGCCCAAAGCCUGAACAGUGGACUGCAGACGACAACCCUCCCUACAGCUACUACAUCUUCCACAUGUACGCAAACAUCAUGGUCCUCAACAACCUCAGAAAAGAGCGUGGACUGAGCACCUUCCAGUUCCGUCCCCAUUGCGGAGAAGCUGGAUCAAUCACUCAUUUGGUCUCUGCCUUUCUCACAUCUGACAACAUCUCACAUGGACUCAACUUGAAGAAGAGCCCUGUGCUGCAGUACCUGUACUACCUGGCCCAGGUGCCAAUUGCAAUGUCUCCACUCAGCAACAACAGCCUCUUCCUGGAAUACUCCAAAAAUCCUCUCCGAGAGUUCCUGCACAAAGGCCUGUGCGUGUCCUUGUCCACAGAUGAUCCCAUGCAGUUCCACUACACUAAGGAACCACUAAUGGAGGAGUACGCUAUAGCAGCUCAGCUGUGGAAGCUAAGCACCUGUGAUGUGUGUGAAAUAGCCAGAAACAGUGUGCUGCAGAGUGGACUGUCUCACCAGGAUAAGAAGCACUUCUUAGGCGCAAACUAUCUGAAGGAUGGGCCUGAAGGGAACGAUAUCUGUCGGACCAACGUCGCCCAGAUCCGCAUGGCCUACAGACAUGAAACACUGUGCAAUGAACUUAGCUUCAUAGUUGACGCAGUGAAGUCUGAAGUUAUGAAUUCCGAGUAUGAAUAAAAUCCCACCAUGCUGAGCA
Micropterus dolomieu (smallmouth bass) is the source of this 2605-nucleotide messenger RNA. It is a transcript of the gene ampd3a, whose product is annotated as adenosine monophosphate deaminase 3a. Gene Ontology annotation, cellular component: cytosol. The transcript is spliced from 15 exons. Gene Ontology annotation, molecular function: AMP deaminase activity. The record is from RefSeq and is a predicted model, not a curated record. Gene Ontology annotation, biological process: IMP salvage; AMP metabolic process. NCBI's taxonomy places the organism in Eukaryota, Metazoa, Chordata, Actinopteri, Centrarchiformes, Centrarchidae. The coding region runs from base 304 to 2586 and encodes 760 amino acids.